AUGGCUGCUAUUAAGUUGUCCUUGUUCAUCUUGUGCCUUCCCCAAUUGCUUGUUCUAUUUUGCUCCUUUCAGCUUUGCUUUAGCUUUAGAGCAAAGCACUUGAACUUGUCAGCCAUUGGCACUCAUUGGGCGCCCGCCGGAGCUACAUGGUACGGCAGCCCCGAUGGCGCCGGAAGUGAUGGGGGGUCUUGUGGAUAUGGAAAGUUGGUGUCGCAAACUCCUUUUUCAUCCCUGGUUACAGGAAUAAGCCCGUCUCUCUAUAACUCAGGCAAGGAAUGUGGAGCUUGCUAUCAGGUGAAAUGUACAAAACACCCAUCUUGUUCUGGCAAAGCAGUGAGGGUAGUUAUAACAGAUUUAUGUCCUGGAUGUGUCUCCGAAUCUGCUCAUUUCGACCUCAGCGGGACUUCAUUUGGCGCCAUGGCUCUUCCGGGUCAAGAAGAAAAACUACGAGACGCGGGAGUUUUGGAAAUUAGAUAUGCGCGUGUGGCAUGUGACUAUUCAGGGAAGACCAUAGCGUUCCACGUUGACCAAGGGUCAAACUCCAACUACUUUGCCACAGUGGUCGAGUUUGAAGAGGGAGAUGGUGAUCUAGGCGCCGUCGAGCUCAAGGAGGGUUCGUCGGAAGAAUGGCGGAAAAUGCAACAAUCAUGGGGUGCGGUUUGGAAACUAGACGCAGGGGCAGAACUACACCCACCAUUGUCAAUCAAGUUGACAUCCCAAUACUCAGGCCAGACUCUUAUAGCAAAGAAUGUGAUCCCUCAGGGUUGGAAGCCUGGUGCCACCUAUAGAUCCGUGGUUAAUUACUUAUAAUAUUCACUUCAUAUAUAUAUAUGUGCGCGCCAUAUAGUCUUAAUUAUGUUUCCAUCUUAUAUUAUAUGUGUGGAAACUUGUAGCUAGGCAUGG
Messenger RNA from Morus notabilis, 903 nucleotides. RefSeq names its product putative expansin-B2. Gene Ontology annotation, cellular component: extracellular region. Bases 1 to 810 code for a protein of 269 amino acids. The record is from RefSeq and is a predicted model, not a curated record. Gene Ontology annotation, biological process: sexual reproduction. The transcript is spliced from 4 exons. NCBI's taxonomy places the organism in Eukaryota, Viridiplantae, Streptophyta, Magnoliopsida, Rosales, Moraceae.